ACAACAACCACAAUGCACCGCGCUCUCAGUAAUUUUUUUCUCCGACUUUCAUUGUAUCCGUGUCAUGUUUAGGGAUUACUAGCAAGAAUUUUGCGAUGCCUUUCCUAAACUGUGUUUGGUGGGAUUAUUUAUAAUGCUGCUUUGUUGUAAUAUAUGCAAAUUCAGAGGCAGGGAGCACAUGAUAAUACACGCUGAGUGAUUGUUGAGCCCACGAUUGGUGAGGCACCUGCCACUGUUCCCCAGUCGAAAUGUUGAGUAGGAGCCUGGGUUCGCAGGCAGCAUUUGGCAGUAGUGUUGGUCUGAGCAUUGGCCCGGCACCACCAGCUUUGUUUUUGCUGGACAAGGCUGCUGAGAUGCUAGCUGUAAAUAGGUCCUUUGAAGCGGCGCUGGAGGCAUGCGAGAGGGGUCUGGAGACUAUUGACAGUGGCAACAGCACUUCUGAUCAGGAAGAUGCUCAUAGAUUUAGUGACGUGAAGGCUUCUUUUUGCAUCAUUGGUGUUCAGGCACUAGCAGAACUGAAUCGCUGGAGAGAGGUACUUCCCUGGGUUCUUCAACAGUACGAUGCACCAGAAAAAGUGCCUGCCCGAAUUAUGCAGAUGUGUAUUCUUUUGUACAGUAAAGUGGAAGAACCGCAGAUGAUCCAAGAAGCUGUGCAACUCUGGCUGAAGGAUUCCAAGAACCGCACCUUGCCUGCAUAUGGUGCCGUGGCAGAGCUGUACCUGCUUCAUGUGCUGAUACCUCUGGGGCAAUUCGGAGAAGCAGAGCUGCUGGUCCAAGAUCCAGUGUCCUUUCCUGAAGGUCAGCAGCAGGGAGCACUGAGAUUCAUCUCACAAAGCAGAGGGGAACAGACUGACUCAAUGUUGCAUCAAAAAUCGGCACAUCAUCAGGAAAUGUCAGACAACAGCCAAGCUGGGAGGGGAGUGCUUUCGAAGCUUACAACCAUCUUGAAAGCAGUACAAAGAACCAUGAAAACAGUUCAGAGCACAUUAUGUUCGUUUUGGAUUAGUAAACUGGUUCUAGCCACAUUUUUGGUCUACCUGCUAGUGGCAAGACUGGAUUCUGCGUCACCUAACAGUUUUCUCUGGAUUUCUAGACUCUUGCACCUUUUCCGACAGACAUGGAAUGCCAUGUUUGCUCCAUAUUACCUGGCCAGAGUCAAACAAUGAGUUGAGCUUAGUGUGAACUCUGAAAUGCUCAUCUAACUCAGACCUUUGAAUAUAUGAGAAGCAGAACACAGCUGUCCAGGAACGCUGUCUGCAUACUGCAGUCCUGUACUGUUGAAUGAAAUGCUGCACAAUUGCAAAGCAAAUAGUGAUCUACAUCAUUUUAGACUGAUGAACUGUUUCUGCUGAGAGAGACCAGUAAUUGGUCUAAAUUAUUUUACUUCUUGUGAUAUUUUCUGCACUAAUUUUAACUUGAAUUAAUAUUGUUGAAGGUAUGUGGCAGUUUUCUGUGCAUUAAGUGAAGAUAACCGGAUACAGCAGCACAUUUUAGUACAUUUAUUUUGCAAGACUUUAAAUUAGUUUUGACAUGUACGUUAUUUUCAGUUGGUCAGCCAUCAGAUACUUUCUGAUGUUAGUGUUUGGAAUGCAAGGAUUUCAGGAAACUUCUUUGACUUUUUUGCUGUUUAUAAAAAUGAAACAUGAAGGAUGUAAGAUCCAUUCAUGGAGUAUGUCAAAAUUUGCAUAUGAAAUAAAGAAAAACACUCAGAAUCACUCA
Messenger RNA from Protopterus annectens (West African lungfish), 1719 nucleotides. It is a transcript of the gene PEX26, whose product is annotated as peroxisomal biogenesis factor 26. Gene Ontology annotation, molecular function: protein-containing complex binding; ATPase binding. NCBI's taxonomy places the organism in Eukaryota, Metazoa, Chordata, Ceratodontiformes, Protopteridae. Gene Ontology annotation, cellular component: peroxisomal membrane; peroxisome. Gene Ontology annotation, biological process: protein import into peroxisome matrix; protein import into peroxisome membrane. The record is from RefSeq and is a predicted model, not a curated record. The transcript is spliced from 5 exons. The coding region runs from base 249 to 1166 and encodes 305 amino acids.